AUGGACCCAGCAGCCGACGUUACCGCGCCUCCAGCAGCACCGGUCCCUAAACCUGCAUUUUCUGAGACCAACGGCGUUAUAGACACGAUAGGCGCAUUCUACGACCUUCAAAUCCUCAGCCUGGUCGAUGAGGAUCACGGGACAUCCGUGGACCAGGAGUUAUCGUCAUAUUUUGAUGACGGCGCUUUCAUACAUUGCACACCCAGCUGCAUCCGCGCCGACCCUAUUUUUGUUGCACUCGAUGACUUGACUCCGCCAGCACUGACCCUGGCAUUUGUAACCGCGUGCCAGCGAAGUACAAAGGGCGUCGAUGGUGUCGAGAUCCUCGCCGACUGCUCGCUUGUGACAGCGCCAGGCUCAGGCCCUGCUUCAGCUCCUGUGUCAGCGACAUCAGCGGUAACACAAGGUAGUAAUGGUGGUGGUGGCGGAGGCGGAGGCGGAGCGGGUUCUACUAGCCAAGAUCGGAUCACGACCACCAAUGCUGAUGGAGAAACUGUUAUUGUUGCCCCAAGUGUGACCAACGGCGGCGGAGGGGGAAGUAGAGACAAUCUCUUUACCACGAUAAAUGACGCAGGACACACCGUCAUCGCCACUGGGGCUCCAGAAGGGAAUCAAAUCACUCUUACAGAUUCGGGUGGUUCCACUAUCAUUAUUCUGGAUGGAAGUCUGGUAUCUCCUGGAUCUGGGAACGGAAUUACUGCUACGGAUGAGCGUGGUUCGCUAAUGGUCAUCCAGGGGACCGCAACUAGCACGGUAGUCGUUGUUUCAGGCAGAGAAACAGUCCUCGUUGAUGGUACAACGACACAGACGGGCUGGGUUUCAGGUUCUACUAUGACAGUCUCAACUGGUGGUGGUGGGAGUGGCAACGCGGCGCCCACAGUACAGAAUGAGGCAGGGCUGAGACAGUAUUCAAUCUCCCUCAUUGCUUCCUGUGCACUGGGCAUUGCAAUAGGUCUCUUUGCUCUCAUGCUAUGA
Molecule: messenger RNA, 975 nt
Organism: Exophiala bonariae
Lineage: Eukaryota; Fungi; Ascomycota; Eurotiomycetes; Chaetothyriales; Herpotrichiellaceae
Exons: 2
Coding region: 1-975 (324 amino acids)
Source: RefSeq, a predicted model, not a curated record